AUGGGGUCACUGUGGAAGAAGAUCCGGCGGGUCACUGAAGACAAAAUGCUGUUUUUCAGCGGCACUCAAACCAGAUGUCUGACGGACGGAGACGUCGUCAACUCCUCUGAGUUUUUGUUUUGCCCUCAGCUUUCAUUUCAGGUGCGAUGCCCGCGGCUUAAACUCACUCUACAAGAGCGGGACCCGUCGGGCUGCACCUCGGAGCGGCACAGCAGCCAGGAGAGCGGCAUUACUGCACAGCUGCCACAGAAACCAGAGGCAGAGGAAACACUUAUCCCUCCUACUGACGUCAUUAAGGUUUACCUCGAGGCCCGUCCAGAGGACGGGGACAGUGUCAAAGUGAUGACGGACGAGGUGACGCAUAUUCAGGAGGUGAGGUACUGUCUGAAGACGCUGAGAGAACAGAUGGCUUCCAGGCAGAACACUAAAAACGACAAGCAUCCAGCCAAUGGCUUCAGAGUCAACCUGUCCAGCAGCCAACCAGCUGUCACCAAUGGCAACGCUGUUCUCAGGGAAUCAGACGCCCAGGGCGGAGAUGAUCCGGAGGACAGUGCGAAGCUCAGGGAGGCGACCAGGCGUUUGUACGCUCAGCUGAAGGAGAUGGAGACGAGGCACGCGGAGGAGAAGGGGCGACUGCAGGCCGAGUCACGCGAGUUCGGCGUUCGUCUGGCCAGGCAGACUGAGCAGCUGCAGACGGUGGAAAAGCUGUCGGAGGAGAGGGGUCAGCAGGUGGAGGAGCUGCAGAGGCUGCUGGGAAGCAUGGCGAUCGAGAGUCGCAAACUCCAAGACCAGAUGGCGGCAGGGGAGGAAGAGCUGCUGCAGCUCAAAGCAGACAAGGAGGAAAGGGAGGAGGAUGAGCAGAGGUGUGAGGAGCUGAAUAAGGAGGUGGCCGUUCUGAAGGAAAAGAUUCAUCACCUUGAUGACAUGUUAAAGUGUCAGCAGAGGAAAGUCCGUCACAUGAUCGAACAGCUGCAGAACUCCCGGACCGUCAUCCAAGAGAGGGAUCGAUCCAUAAGGGAUCUGGAGGAGAGGGUGUUUCUCCUGGAGGGCGAGAACCGAGAAAUGCACGCCCACCUGCAGUACUUCCGAGAAUGCCAGGAGUCCACUGAGGAGAAGCCAGAGGUGGUUUACAGUAAAACACUCACACCGACGACGCAGACCAACAAGGCCCUCCCGGUCAUCAAAAUCAUCGAGGUCAAGUCUGAACCGAGCCUCGAUCAAUGGAACGACCAGUUGGAAAAUACAGUGUAAAUAUAUAUUCAACCCCCCCACAAGUGUGUCACAUGGCUUAACAGACCUCAUAGCGAGGAAGAUCUUUACUGAUCUUUACAAAGACACAGGUCGAGGUUAGCCACCUCUCUCCUCCACCACUUCUUCUCGUGCAGUAAUGACAUGUUUGCAAAGCUCCAUGUAAAAGGGGGCUUGAGAUGGAAACAGCGGUUAGAAUGUUUGUAUGUACAUAUAGAAAAAUGUAUAAAUAGUCCACUACAGCUUAUUGACCACAUUCUGAAGCAGCGGCAGGGUCGGGGGGGUCGGAUUCCUCAGUGCUUUGCACCACAUUGCUAAUGGCAGGCAGGCAGUUGGCGAGGUCAGCAUUGAAAUACGAGCCAAACUAAAUGUAAAACUUAUUUUAUUUUACACUAGAUUGAGUUAAAUAUAAUUAUAGAGAUUAUCCUAUUUUAUGUAUUAGAAUGUGGAACUUUAUUUUAGCUAUGCUAGCUAAUUCUUCAAGGAUGUACAUAUUUAGAAAGUGAGUACCCUUUUACUGUGAAUAUUGUAAAUAGUUUGGUCUGUUAUUUCUUUGAAGACAAACACAUUUUUAUUAAAUAUGAUGAAAUACCUGGAUUAUCUGAUUUAAUUGUAUAUGUGAUGUUGCAUCUUUACUGGGUAACCUUGUACUGCCUCCUAGUGGAGAUAUUAAAGACACUGAUGAUGAAGAA
Molecule: messenger RNA, 1940 nt
Organism: Gasterosteus aculeatus aculeatus (three-spined stickleback)
Lineage: Eukaryota; Metazoa; Chordata; Actinopteri; Perciformes; Gasterosteidae
Source: RefSeq, a predicted model, not a curated record